Sitodiplosis mosellana (orange wheat blossom midge) is the source of this 3331-nucleotide messenger RNA. RefSeq names its product RAC serine/threonine-protein kinase (gene Akt). Gene Ontology annotation, molecular function: ATP binding; protein serine/threonine kinase activity. Gene Ontology annotation, biological process: protein phosphorylation. The record is from RefSeq and is a predicted model, not a curated record. Lineage: Eukaryota; Metazoa; Arthropoda; Insecta; Diptera; Cecidomyiidae. The transcript is spliced from 8 exons. The coding region runs from base 1315 to 2868 and encodes 517 amino acids.
UCGGUUGAAUACUUGCACGAUACAAACGUACUACGGAGCAGAAAAAACACUUCAACAAAAUACAAUAACAUGGCGGCGGGUUUUUUGUGUUAUGUGUUGUUUUUUUUUGUUUCUCUCGUCGUCUCUUCGGUCUGUGCUUCAGCCAGAGUCGUUGAUUCGCAUGCGAUGCGUCUCUCCGCUUCACAUAUACAAGCAGUUGCGGUAGCUUCAUCGCAUCAUUAUCGUCAAUAACUGUAUGGUCAAUGUAAAAAUUCAGUCUAAAUCUAUUCCACAAUGCGAGUAGACGAGUUUUCGUGGCCGCAGUCGACGUGUUGACAAAAUCUAAGAUCAAAAUUUAUUACUAUUUUUUGUUUCUCGUUUGCAAUCAGAACAUUUGUUGUGACAUUUUUUUAAAUGUAUUUAAUGUGAAUAACGCGAUCAAAAAAUAAAGAAACGAAAAGAAAUUUCAAGACCAAAAGUACAUCUUGUUCAAUUUUUGUGUCGUCAGAAAAAAAUUCAUUGAGGAAUUCACUGUGGCAUUUCAGUGCGAAGCAAAAACAACAACAACAACAUUUUGCGUAUUUAGAAAAAUGAUUGAAAAUAAAUUGCGAAGAAAAACAAAACAACAACAGUAAAACUGCUAGAGUGAAUCGAAGAAAAUUUCGAAAAAAAGCAAAAACAAAAUAAAUUAAAAUUAAUAACCAACAAAUGUUGUGCGUAUCAGUCUGUGUCCUGUCUACUACUUGUUCUGUGUGCUUAUUUUAUUUUACAACAAAUAUUGCUGCAUCUUAUUUCCGCUGGCACGGUGUGUGGUUAUAGUUUUUAUGAAUUUUUCUGUGUCAUCUUUACAAUUACGAAAAGAAAAAAAAACACCCCGAAAACACGAGAAAAAUACUAGAAAUUCGCUAAUUUUUUUCUUCUUCGGGAAAUUCAGGAGUGCCAAAAAUUCAGCAUUCGUGUGUAUGUGACAAAUACAUUACUCAUCGCCAACUGAAGAACGAAUAAAAAAAACUGAACGAAAACAAAAAACGUUGCGCAUAUAUUAUAACGGGAAAAAAAGUAAAUGACUAAAAUUUAAAAAUCGAUAAAAACGAAAAGAUUAUCCAAAAUAAACGAAAAUAAAGUGUAAUAAAAUCAAUCGUAAUCGAAACCAGCAUUCGAUGGAAACGUCAAGUUCGCAUCAACCAAAACAAUAAUAAAACGGUGCGCAUCAAAGAGUCUACCUAGAAAAUAAGGCUGACAAACAAAAUAAAACGAACAUUGUAAGUGUAGCAGCGCAGCAGCAACAGCCGCCGCCGCCGUCGUUCUGAACGAAACGAAAAAAUAAACCACAAAAUGUCAACUAGUGAAAGCUUCGGACCGCAGGCCACCAUUGUUAAAGAAGGUUGGCUUUAUAAGCGCGGUGAACACAUAAAAAAUUGGCGACCACGUUACUUCAUAUUGCGUGACAAUGGAUCGCUAAUGGGCUACAAAUCGAAACCAGAUGGAACAAAUCAGGCUGAUCAACUAAAUAAUUUCACUGUAAGAGGUUGCCAAAUAAUGAGCGUAGAUCGCCCAAAACCAUUCACAUUCAUUAUUCGUGGAUUGCAAUGGGCCAAUGUCAUCGAAAGAACAUUUCAUGUGGAUAGUGAACAAGAGAGGCAAGAAUGGGUUGAAGCCAUUCGAUAUGUGGCAAAUCGACUCAGCGAAAUGGGAGAAACUGCAAUGUCACCAUCUAGCUCAACAGAUAUGACUGACGUCGACAUGGCAUCCAUAGCCGAGGACGAACUCUCAGAAAAGUUUUCAGUUCAGGGUAUCGCAACUGGAAAAACCAGCGGAAAAACUAAAAUUACGUUAGAGAACUUUGAGUUUUUGAAAGUCUUGGGCAAAGGAACAUUUGGCAAGGUGAUUUUGUGCCGUGAAAAGUCCACUGAAACACUCUAUGCCAUCAAAAUGCUGAAGAAAGAUGUAGUCAUACAAAAAGAUGAAGUCGAACACACACUAACUGAAAACCGUGUACUUCGGUCAACAAAACAUCCAUUUAUUAUCUCGCUGAAAUAUUCGUUUCAAACGUUACAUCGUUUGUGCCUUGUGAUGCAGUAUGUGAACGGUGGAGAAUUGUUCUUUCAUCUGAGUCGUGAGCGUGUGUUCACUGAAGAUCGUACACGUUUUUAUGGUGCUGAGAUCAUUUGUGCGUUGGGCUAUUUACAUUCACAAGGAAUCAUUUAUCGAGAUUUAAAAUUGGAAAAUCUGCUGCUCGAUAAGGACGGACACAUCAAAAUAGCCGAUUUUGGAUUGUGCAAAGAGGAAAUCACAUAUGGAUCAACAACGAAAACAUUUUGCGGUACACCCGAGUAUUUAGCUCCCGAAGUAUUGGAAGACAAUGAUUAUGGAUUGGCGGUAGAUUGGUGGGGUACGGGUGUCGUCAUGUACGAAAUGAUGUGUGGCCGUUUGCCGUUCUAUAACCGCGAUCACGAUGUUUUGUUCACCCUCAUUUUGGUGGAAGAAGUGAAGUUCCCGCGCAAUUUAUCACUCGAAGCCCGCAGUUUAUUGAGUGGAUUGUUAGCUAAAGCACCGAAAGAUCGUCUGGGAGGCGGCCCCGAAGAUGUCAAAGAAAUCAUGGUUCACCCAUUUUUCGCCUCAAUUAACUGGAAAGAACUAGAAAAUAAGAAAAUAACACCACCAUUUAAGCCACAAGUCACUAAUGACACCGACACGAGAUAUUUUGACUCUGAAUUCACCGGAGAAAGCGUCGAACUAACGCCACCAGACAAUUCAGGGCCUUUGGGUGCAAUUCAAGAGGAACCCUAUUUUUCACAAUUCAGCUACCAGGAUUCAUCAGCAUCGACACUCGGUACAUCUGUGCAUUUUUGUAGUUCAGCUACGGGCACCGGCAUACUGAUGCAAUAGAUCUGUGUAUAACUUUUUUUUUUGUUCAAAACUUUUCAAUGUCGUUCGUAUUGUUGCUCCAUCAUUUCGGAAUGGAAAUGGAUUUACUAAACUGAGAGUGCCUACAUUGCCAUUUUGGUUCCAAAUCGAAUGACAAUCGCACCAAAAAUAUUUAGAAAAAGAAACUCAUCACGGCAAGCAAAUAUGCGGCAUCAAAUCAAUUCCACACAGUGAAAAGAGAGGAGAUAGCAUGCACCUGCCCCUGCCCCAUUAAGACACUAUUUAUACAUGAGAUAGUAAAUCCCAUCACCAUCAUUUACCAUCAAAAUACACAAACACACACACACAAACACGAAUCCUAUACACAACACUUCCGAAAGUGCUAAUAUAAUGUAAACAAGAAGAAAACAAAAAUUGAUGAAAAAAAAUUAGCUUGAAAAUUUAUAAUUUGAAAAAUUGUAACAAUAAAUAUGUGUAAGCAAAA